This is a messenger RNA of Centropristis striata (black sea bass), 1643 nucleotides long. RefSeq lists its product as uncharacterized. The transcript has 7 exons. Gene Ontology annotation, molecular function: hormone activity. Gene Ontology annotation, cellular component: extracellular region. Lineage: Eukaryota; Metazoa; Chordata; Actinopteri; Perciformes; Serranidae. The record is from RefSeq and is a predicted model, not a curated record. Bases 60 to 1523 code for a protein of 487 amino acids.
UCUGGUGAGGAACAAGCUCCGCCCGCCGCUCGGUGCUAGCAGUUAGCGGUUAGCUUAGCAUGGCGGAGGGCAGCAGCAGCAGCGGCAGCCUGCCGCCGGGAGACCCGCAGCUCAUCGGGAUGAUCGUGGAGCACCUGAAGAACCGCGGCCUGUUCGACGAGUUCCGGCGGGACUGCCUGGCUGACGUAGACACCAAGCCGGCCUUCCAGAACCUCCGUCAGAAGGUGGACAACUACGUCACGUCUCACCUGAGCACCCAGGACUGGAACCCCAGCAUCAACAAGAACCAGAUGAGGAACGGCCUGAGACAGAGCGUGGUGCAGUCUGGGAUGCUGGAGUCCGGGGUGGACCGGAUCAUCACUCAGGUGGUCGAUCCGAAGAUGAAUCACACGUUCCGGCCGCACAUAGAGACGGCCAUCCACGACUUCCUGUCGGGGGAGCGGCGGGACGAGAGCGCCGCCAGCGCUGCUCCGCCCCCGGAGCUGACGGAGGCUCCGGACGCCACGCAGGCUCCGCCCACAACGCCCCACACACACUCUUUGUCUCCACCAAUCACAGCGCAGCGUUCCGCAGCUUUAAUACUCAGCCUGCAGCUACAACACACACACACACACAGACCAGGACCAGACAGACCAGGACCAGAGGAACCAGGACCAGAAGGACCAGACACAGACCAGAGGGACCAGGACCAGACAGACCAGGACCAGAGGAACCAGAGGGACCAGAGGGACCAGAGGACCAUGUGGUCUGGCCGGGUCCUGCUGCUGCUGCUGGUGUCCUGUGAGCAGCUGCUGACUCUGGACCUGCAGGAUGAUCAGGAGAAACUCUUAAGUCCAGCCAAGAGACGCCUGUCCCCCCAGAGCUCAGCAGAGAUCCAGAGCUGCCUGGUGAGUUCAGGGACCGAUGUGGGCUGUGGGACGUUCCAGUGUUUCAACAACAACUCGUGUGGUAUUGUGGGUCUGCAGCACAUCUGCCUCACGCUGCUGCAGCACGCCGCCCGCUACGACUCGCAGGGUAAGAUGAUAGUGAAGGAGGCGCUGCGGUGCCUGGCGUUGGGGCUCCGUCAGCGGUUCAGCUGUGUGAGCCGGCGGUGCUCGGCCGUGAAGGAUCUGGUCUUCUCUCUGCAGAGGGAGUGUUACUCCAAACACCAGCUGUGUCUGGCUCUACGGGACCACAUGGACUCCACCGCAGACCUGGUCCACUUCAGCCUCAUGUUCCCCCCCGGGCCGUACGUGGAGCUGAUGAACUUCCUGCUGCAGUGUGGUGAUGCGGCGCGGCUCUGGGUGGGCCGCCGGCUGCAGGGGCAGUGCCAGCACCACUGGGGGGCGCUGUGCGGCGGCUUCGGCGGCGCCUGCUCUCACAACCAAUCGGACGUCCGGCAGCACAGCACCGCCCCGCCCCCCACCGUGCCCCGGCCUAUCACUGCUCAGGACCCGCCACAGCAGCAGCCAACCGGAGCGUCCGGACAGACAGACAACGGGACGGAGAGACAGACGGUGUCCCCGGACAUCCCUGCUGCUUAGAGACAGCCAGGCCACAGAUCAGCACUUAUUACUGGUUAUAACUGGUUAUUACUGGAUAUAACUGUUAUUACUGGUUAUAACUCGUUAUUACUGGAUAUAACUCGUUAUUACUGGAUAUAA